Molecule: messenger RNA, 5516 nt
Organism: Electrophorus electricus (electric eel)
Lineage: Eukaryota; Metazoa; Chordata; Actinopteri; Gymnotiformes; Gymnotidae
Gene: ptprc
Product: protein tyrosine phosphatase receptor type C
Biological process (GO): negative regulation of protein kinase activity; protein dephosphorylation; positive regulation of peptidyl-tyrosine phosphorylation
Molecular function (GO): protein tyrosine phosphatase activity; protein binding
Source: RefSeq, a predicted model, not a curated record
UGUGGCGUAGCUUAAAAUGCAACUUCCUGUUAAGACGCCCUUAGCGCAUUACUGAAGGUGAGAGUGUUCGUGUCAUUGCUCUUUUUGUCAAGCCUAAAGCAAGCUUCAGUAAACUGGGGGUGUAAAACUCCCAGGAAACUGUGCCAACUGAUUAGACACCAGAGAAAACGACUUAUGGUGUCUUAGAAGAGGCACUUGUACCCCUGGUAAUGGCGAAAUUUCUUGGACUAAUGUUCUUGGUCCUAACAGGAUUAGCAAUUUGUAUAUUAUCAGCAGCAGGUAACAACUCAAACAACUCAAUCAUGACUACUUCCACACAGCCAGCCUCAUUCAACACUCUCAGUACCAGUCAAGACAUAAAUAUGGGCACAUCCUCUCCUCCACACACCCCCUCACAUCAACACCCACAAUUACCCACAACCACUGCUGGAACAGAUAGCAACUCAAAGAUGGCCUCUACUUCCACACAGCCAACCUCAUUCAACACUCUCAGUACCAGUCAAGACACCAAUCCUCCACUCAUCAACUCACAACAACACACAGAUGUAUCCACUAGUGAAACAACAAAGCAGACUAAACCCUCAGCUCCAUCUAGUACCUCACAUUCACAGCAAACACCAUCAAGAGCAAAUGUUCCUGAGGACAUAAAUAUGAGCACAUCCUCUCCUCCACACACCCCCUCACGUCAACAAUUACCCACAAGCACUGCUGGAACAGACACCAAUCCUCCACUCAUCAACUCACAACAACACACAGAUGUAUCCACUAGUGAAACAACAAAGCAGACUAAACCCUCAGCUCCAUCUAGUACCUCACAUUCACAGCAAACACCAACAAGAGCAAAUGUUCCUGAGGCCAUAAAUAUGAGCACAUCCUCUCCUCCACACACCCCCUCACAUCAACACCCACAAUUACCCACAACCACUGCUGGAACAGACACCAGUCUUCCACUCAUCAACUCACAACAACACACAGAUGUAUCCAGUAGUGAAACAACAAAGCAGACUAAACCCUCAGCUCCAUCUAGUACCUCACAUUCACAGCAAACACCAUCAAGAGCAAAUGUUCCUGAGGAUAGCGACUCAAAGAUGGCCUCUACUUCCACACAGCCAACCUCAUUCAACAGUCUCAGUACCAGUCCAGGAGACCAUAGCACGGAAAAUUCAUCACGACUCAUUAUCACAGACACCACUGACGCUUCGCACACAGCAUCCUCCAUUAACACAAUCUUACCCCCACGCAUGUCCACCACAACAGAGGCCUCACCCACAUUCACCUCUGACUCAUCGAGUCUUAGCACAGCCUCACCCACACUCACAUCCACUGAAGCAGGUUCUUGCUCCACAUGUGAAUCCUCUGUAACAGUAAAAAAAAUAGAAAGUAAACAUGCAUUGCUAGUGACGUUUGAAGAGUUUAAUAAAAAUAAUUGCCCCAGUAAACCCUACUUUAUGAUACUCAAGAAUAACGCUUCCAAUAAAACGAUAACCAGUGCAACGAUAAACAUGACUGAGAGUAUUUUCGAGAUACCACUUGAGAAAUUGGAGCCUUGCCAAUAUUAUAAUGUCAGUUUAAACCAUACCUGUACACUCAAGAAGAACAUAAUUUCGUCAAAUGUUACUUACUGGGAUAAACCUACUUUCAAUUUUACCAAAAAUGUCAGCAGCGAAUUCUAUUGGACAAAUAGAAAUGAAACAUGCGCUGGAGAUGUUACAUUCAGCUGCGACUCCAUUGCAAGACCAUAUAAAGAAAAUGAACAUGUUAAACUGGAACCUUACCAUAAUUACUCUUGUAAUGCCACAUACGCUUUCUUUGCCCCUGAGACAUUUCCAGUUUACUUUGAAUGUGAGUGGAAAAAUAGUAGUGAACCUAAGCUCGAGGCAAGUACUAAUAGCAUUAUGGCAUCAUGGAGUUUAACAAGCCCAAACUGUGAUGAGCAAAAGGUUACCUAUAAUGUCACAUGUGAGAGUAAACAAGAAAAAACAGAUUCAUGCAUUUGGAACCAAAAUCCGAAUUCCUGUAAUGUGCCUGCAUUGGAAUUUGAUAGCCAUUAUACAUGUACAAUUCGUGUUGACUAUAACAACAGCAAAAAUGUCCACAGUAUAACAAUGGCUGUUGAAACACUGUCUGGAAAACCUGAAAUCUCUGAGAAGAAUUUUGUAAUGCCUCAGCAUAAUGCCUUUUAUGUGACAUAUCAUGUUAAAUGGAAUGGGAAAAAUGGAACGUGCUAUCUAAACCUCACAAAUGGCAAUAAGGUGGAAUCUACCAAACAAAAUACAUCAAAUGAAGAGAAUUGUUCCUUCCUUUUGGAGAACCUCUAUUACUUAACGACUUAUACAUUUCUGGUCUACGCUGAAAAUGGCAAAGGAAAUAAAAGUGAUGUCCAAAGUACACAACAUACAACUCAAUACAAUUAUAAAGCUGUUCUGGGCUUCCUGGGCUUCCUCAUCUUUGUUACAUCUCUUGCUCUCCUGUUCGUCAUGUACAAAAUCUUUGCUCUGCAGAGGAAGCGGUCAAGUGAAGUAUGUGAGAUGGAUCACCUUCUUCCUCAAGAAAACCUGCUCCACGUGGAGCCCAUCAGUGCCGAUGCGCUGGUAGACACUUACAGGAAGAAGAUCGCUGAUGAGGGACGCCUGUUCAUGGAGGAAUUUCAGAGCAUUCCACGUAUUUUCUCAAAUUACACCGUCAAAGAGGCCAAGAAAUCAGAAAACCAAUCAAAGAAUCGAUAUGUGGACAUUCUUCCCUAUGACUACAAUCGUGUUUCCCUCUCUAAUGGAGGAAGACAUGACUACAUUAAUGCCAGUUUUAUUGAGGGUUACAAGGAGCCCAACAAAUACAUAGCAGCCCAGGGGCCAAAGGAUGAGACAGUGGAAGAUUUUUGGAGAAUGGUCUGGGAGCAAAAGUCAUCCAUCAUCGUCAUGGUUACCCGCUGCGAGGAAGGGAACAAGAACAAAUGUGCCCAGUACUGGCCAUCCGUGGAGAGGGAAACAGAGAUUUUUGAUGAUUUUGUUGUGAAGAUCAAACACGAGGAGAACUGCCCAGACUACAUCAUUCGCCAGCUUAGCCUGAUGAAUCGAAAAGAGAAGGCAGCUGAGCGAGAUGUCACCCACAUCCAGUUCAUGAGCUGGCCCGACCACGGCGUGCCCGGAGACCCCGGACUGCUGCUCAAAUUGCGGCGCAGGGUGAACUCCUUCAAGAACAUCUUCAGUGGACCAAUUGUUGUCCACUGCAGUGCUGGAGUGGGCCGCACUGGCACCUACAUUGGCAUCGAUGCCAUGAUCGAGAGUCUGGAGGCAGAAGGCCGCAUGGACAUCUACGGCUACGUUGCCAAACUGCGUCGCCAGAGGUGUCUCAUGGUUCAAGUGGAGUCACAGUAUGUUCUGAUCCACACUGCACUGAUCGAGUACAACCAGUUUGGCGAGACGGAGAUCUCGCUGAUGGACUUCCAUUCAACAGUCAACACACUUAAACAGAGGGAAGGCAAUGAGCCCAGUCUGCUGGAACUAGAGUAUCAAAAACUUCCAAAGUUUAAAAACUGGAGGUUGUCCAACCUAGCGGCCACUGAGGAGAACAAGAAGAAGAACCGCUCCUCGAUAGUGCCAUAUGACUUCAACAGAGUGCUGGUAAAACUGGAGGAAGAAGAAGGCCAUAACAGUGAUGCCGAGGAUGAGGAAGACUAUUCCUCCGACGAAGAUGACGAAACAUCCACCAAAUACAUCAAUGCCUCUUAUGUGAAUGGUUACUGGAGUCCAAAGAGCCUCAUCACUGCGCAGGGACCUCUGGACAGCACAGUUGAGGACUUCCUGCAGAUGCUUUUCCAGAAGCAGGUUCCAGCUGUGAUCAUGCUCUCUGACUGCAUGGAGAAUGGCAAGGAGUUCUGCGCCCAGUACUGGGCGGAGGAGAAGAAAGUGUUUGGGGAGAUGGAGGUGGAGGUUAAGGAGACUGAAAGUACUCCCACAUACAUCAGACGUCGCCUACAAAUACAGAGUACAAAGGUAAAAGAAAGUGUUACGUCAGAGCAGUAUCACUUCCUGAAAUGGGCGGGGCACGAGCUACCAGCCAACCCUCUUGACUUGAUCGACAUGAUGAAGAGCAUUAGGCAGAACGUUGGUCACGGCAAUAGCAGAGACAACAUAAGCUCCCCCAUUGUGGUGCACUGCAAUGAUGGGUCCUCGCGUUCCGGAAUCUUCUGCGCCUUGUGGAAGCUUCUGGACAGUGCGGACACGGAGAGGCUGGUGGACAUCUUUCAGGUGGCUAAAGGCCUGCGCAAGGAGCGCUUGGGCAUGUUUACCAGCUUGGAGCAAUACCAGUUCCUCUAUGAAGCUCUGCAGGCAGCUUUCCCUGUGCAGAACGGCGAGGUGAAGAAGGCCGCCGCUUCCCCUGACUCUGUGCAGGUCAUCAACGAAGCGAGCGGUACUACCAGUGCAGACCAAGUGGAGGCAGCAAACAGCCAGGCUCCUGAGAACCAAGCGAUUGCUCCUCCUGAGAACCAGGCAGUUGAGAACCCCAAUGCUGCCACUGCUUCGCCAUCGCCUCAAGAGGGCACUUGUGAGUCGAGCUGUGUACCAGAGAAAGCCCCCAGUGAAACCACCACCAAUGGUCCCACUGUUACUGUAGAGGUAUAAGCUGUCUGCUUAACAUUGCAUAUAUGCAAUCAGUGGUAGUAGAUUAUAUCAGGUAUAUAUAUCAGCAUAAGAAAGUAAAGUCAAGCAGUUUAUAUCAUACCACUUGGAAAUGUUAAUAUUCAUUUGGUUUAAAGAUGAAAUUGUAUGUCUUGUUGAUAUUGUUUGUUUUAGAUUAUACUAUUAUUACCUACACCCUCAGUUGGGUUGUUUUUGGAUUUUGUUGUUGUUGUUGUUGUUGUUAAUAUUAUCUUUGUACAUAAUUUUUCAUUUAAUAUUUUGAGAAUUUUCAUUGACUUUCAUUGAGUUUAUUGAGUACAGAGCACAGUUCGGGUUUUAUUCUACUUUACUCCUUACAUACAAUGACAGCAUGAACAAAGAAAAUACAAAGUGUACCUUUAGGUUAAUACAUCUCAUUGUAAUGUGUUAUGAGUAUAUAUGACACCGUUAUGGUCUUUUAGUACCAUGAGGUUUCAUAUAUUCCAAGUUCACAAUUCAUGUUCAAAUAAGCCUCUUUUAAUAUGAAUCUGCAUUGCCAUCUGUAAAAGUAACUUCUAAUUGAUUGGUUUAUCAUUUUUGGUUUAGUUUGUUUAGUUUUUGAAAAUGUGAAAGUAAUGUACCCUGAAAGUUUACUAAAAUCUAUUGUUUUAUCUGAUAUCUAGAGCCUAUUUUAAGUAAUUAACUUAUGCAGUGCAAAAUGGUAGAAUGUUUGUGCAGAAUGUACCCUGAAAGAGUGAUUUGAUUACAUAAGGCAAAGAUAACUUUGCACUACAUAGUCAACUUCAAACUAUUAAUUGGUGUGCUUGUCAUUUCUUGAUAACUAUAUCAGUGUAAUUCUGCAUAUAUGGUUAAGUUGGUUAACUAAAGAAUAAAUAAAAUUGAAGUGUUUUCUUUGUA